Molecule: messenger RNA, 1534 nt
Organism: Dioscorea cayenensis subsp. rotundata (Guinea yam)
Lineage: Eukaryota; Viridiplantae; Streptophyta; Magnoliopsida; Dioscoreales; Dioscoreaceae
Product: serine/threonine-protein kinase STY46-like
Exons: 3
Coding region: 564-1400 (278 amino acids)
Biological process (GO): protein phosphorylation
Molecular function (GO): protein kinase activity; ATP binding
Source: RefSeq, a predicted model, not a curated record
UUUGAGGAUGAAUUCAUGAGAUUCAAUGGCUAAACAAUUCCUAAAACCAUUUACAUGUUAAAGUUAGAGAUUGUAGGUAACAUUGCAUGGAUUCAAGAGAUUGACUGUAUAAACCACAUUGCAGCAAAGAAUGACACAAUAAUUAGAUCUUUCUUCAGUUUUCUGGUUCUCAUUUACAACUUGUUAGAUGUAUAUUUUGACCAAUAUUUACAUGAUUAAUCGUUGUGAUGCAAGAAUACUAUGACUAUUAUUAUCCAUGUUGCAAUUCUGUUUAUACAAGCUAGUCAACAACUUGUUAGAUUGGUUCGAGUAGAUCUAAAAGCACAUACAUUCUGGUCAGCAUUUAAAUAAUUAACCAAUGUGAGACUACUAACUUCAGAAAUAUAAAUUGAAUGAUACAUGAUAAUAUCGCAUGAAUUCGUUUGCUAUUCCUCAUCUACAACUUGUUAGAUAGGUUUGAUUCGAUUGAAAAACACAUGUUUUCAUAUUAGAAUUUACUAAAUUAACCAAUGUGAGACUAAUAACUAACGACAUAAAUCUGAAUUGGAUGAUAAUAGAUAACAAUGCAAGAGACAAUAGGCCAAGGAACAACAGCGGAAAUAUACCGAGGAAAUUGGCGUGGCCUUGAUGUCGCAGUUAAAUGGAUAAAUCCUCAGUACUUUGAACCAAAUGAAGGAGGCGAAGCUUGGUUUGCUCAAGAACUCGAGACACUCUCACGACAACGCCAUCCCUUUGUUUUAAGGUUCCUCGGUGCAUGUCUCCUCCCGCCGGAGAACGCAUGGGUUGUAACAGAGUUAUUAAGUGGGCAAACACUAGGAGAAUGGCUGCAUGGAUGUAAGAAAAGGCGAAAAGAGAGUUUAAAACCGUUGCCAUGCUUAAAAGAAAGGAUUGAGAAGGGUGUAGAGAUAGCUCAGGCAAUGCAAUAUCUUCAUGAACAGAAGCCCAGAGUAAUUCACAGGGAUUUGAAGCCUAGUAAUAUACUUUUGGAUGAGUCUAUGCAUGUAAGAGUUGCAGAUUUUGGGCAUGCUCGUUUUCUCAUUGAAGGACAGAAAGCUCUUACUGGUAGAAUGGGGACUUAUGUAUACAUGGCUCCGGAAGUAAUACGAAGUGAGCCAUAUACUGAGAAAUGUGAUGUUUAUAGCUUUGGAAUCAUACUAAAUGAGUUGAUCACUGGUGAACGUCCAUACAUAGAAGCUACAUUAAAGCCUAUUGAGAUUGCAGCUGGAGUUGAACAAGGAAAACUGAGGCCAAGGCUGACAGAAAACGAAGAGUUAGACACAACUGAGCUUACAGAGCUCAUAAAUUGCAUGUGGGAUGGAGAUGCUACUGCUAGACCAUCUUUCAGAACUAUCACUUGUAAUCUUAGAAAGAUUCAAGACAAGUUCUCUGGAUCUAUUUAGUUCUACUUGUUUUAACUAUUCUCUUAAAAACAAAAAUAAGAGAAGGGCAAAGAAAUUAAUAGCGUUUUAGUUUAGGUUUUUUUUUGCAAGAUGGGUUGAAUUUAUUUGUUACGUUUUUAAUUUAACAAUGUAGA